UUUUUUUUUUUGGGGGGGGGGGGGGUGGGGGCAGUUGUUAUUCCUGUUACUCUUGGUUAUAGUGGCAACCAUGUGGUUGUCUGCAUCUGUUCCGAUUUGCUUCGAGCGUUAUUUUGGCUACCUUGCCACAGGCGGUUUGGUUUUGUUACCACCCCUAGGUGUUGAAGUGAUUUUUGGGUGUGGCUUGUGAUCAUUAUUAUUUCAUCUCUGUUGUCAGUAAUUUAUUAGGUGUCCAUAUUUUUACUAGUGUUGAUCCAAUAUGUAGAUAGACCCGUAGUGGGCGGAACACAUGGAUUUAUGACAGAAUUGGAUGGUGUGUAAAAUAAAUCACUUGUCUCUUUUAGGUGAAAUCGAGGUGUUGCCCCUCAGCGCGUGAUUGGCUGGAUUGGGGCCAGGAAAGCUCUUCCACGCAAAUUUUGGAACAACCUUAUGAGAACAUGGUUGGACUGAGAGAACGACGGUCAAAGACACUCAACCUCACCACCUCCGUCUAUCCUCGCUACGAUACCCCAUCAGUCCUUUGCUGCGGAAGAGGGAAAUAUACGACGGGAAUACCUUCUGUCUUGUUAAUUAACUCUGUUCACCCGGUUGUUUCUCCGUGCGUUAGACCCCUCCCACAAUCAUGGCCUUCGCCGGCCAGACUCCUACGAUCAUUGUCCUGAAAGAAGGCACGGAUACAUCCCAAGGAAAGGGUCAAAUAAUAUCCAACAUCAACGCGUGUCUGGCAAUCCAGUCGACGGUUAAGGGAACCCUCGGUCCUUAUGGUGGAGAUCUAUUAAUGGUCGAUGCCAACGGGCAGCAGACCAUUACCAAUGAUGGAGCGACGGUUAUGAAGCUCCUCGACAUCGUCCAUCCAGCCGCCCGCAUCCUCACAGACAUUGCCAGAUCCCAGGACGCGGAAGUUGGCGAUGGCACGACCUCCGUUGUUGUGUUAGCCGGAGAGAUACUGAAGGAGGUCCGCGACGCUGUUGAGCAAGGAGUCAGCUCACAGAUCAUCAUCAAAGGCCUACGGAGGGCGAGUGCACUGGCUGUUAACCACAUCAAGGAGAUUGCUGUCGAUCUGCGUAGCACGCAUGGAAACCUUGAAACGAAGGUAGAAACGCUGCGACGGUUGGCGGGGACGGCGAUGAAUAGCAAGUUAAUUAAGAGGAAUUCGGAAUUUUUUACGAAGAUGGUGGUCGAUGCGGUCUUAUCUCUGGACCAGGACGAUUUGAACGAGAAACUUAUUGGUGUCAAGAAGGUUACCGGCGGGGCCCUUCAGGAAUCCCUAUUCAUCAACGGCGUUGCCUUCAAGAAAACAUUCUCAUAUGCUGGCUUCGAACAACAACCGAAAUUCUUUACGAACCCUAAGAUCGUGUGCUUGAAUGUUGAGCUAGAGCUGAAGAGCGAGAAGGACAAUGCAGAGGUGCGCGUGGAGCAGGUAUCGGAGUAUCAAGCCAUCGUCGAUGCGGAAUGGCAAAUCAUCUUCAAUAAAAUGGAGGCCGUCUACAAGACCGGUGCGAAGGUCGUGUUGAGCAAGCUGCCCAUCGGUGACCUAGCAACACAAUACUUUGCCGACCGCGACAUCUUUUGCGCCGGCCGCGUCGCCGCUGACGACAUGGAGCGCGUCUGCCAGGCCACCGGCGCCUCCACCCAAUCCACAUGCACAGACAUCCAAGACCGCCACCUAGGAACCUGCGGCUCUUUCGAAGAGCGCCAAAUCGGCAGCGAGCGCUUCAACAUCUUCUCCGACUGCCCCGCCGCCAAAACCUGCACCCUGGUUCUCCGCGGCGGCGCCGAACAGUUCAUCGCAGAAGCCGAACGCAGUCUCCACGACGCCAUCAUGAUCGUCAAGCGCGCGCUUAGAAACACGAGCAUCGUCGCCGGCGGUGGUGCGACAGAGAUGGAUCUCUCCGGCUACCUGCACAGCUUCGCGGAUCGGAACGUGCCCCAUAAGCAGCAGGCGGUCGUCAAGGCCUUUGCGAAGGCGCUGGAGGUCAUCCCCCGCCAGCUGUGUGAUAAUGCGGGCUUUGAUGCGACGGAUAUUCUUAACCGGCUGCGUGUGGAGCAUCGGAAGGGGAAUGUGUGGGCUGGUGUUGACUUUGAUAACGAAGGGGUUAGGGAUAAUAUGGAAGCGUUUGUGUGGGAGCCUAGUCUUGUCAAGGUUAAUGCUAUCCAAGCGGCUGUUGAGGCGGCAUGUUUGAUAUUGAGUGUGGAUGAGACUAUCAAAAACGAAGAGUCCAAGGCGCCACAAGCGCCCCAACGGGGUCUACCACAAGAUGCUACGCAGAGAGUUCUGCGCGGGAGAGGAAGGGGAAUGCCCAGAAGAUAGAUAAAAUGGAGUGGCUGUUAUUGUUUGAGUCAAUGUACUCCGUACUCCGUAUGCCGCUUCUAAUUAGCGUACUCUAAAUUUAAGUCGACCGGCAGUACCAUUGUUACUCAAGCAUAGAAGGAAAAAAAAUAUUGCAUUUUUGUCUUCUAUCCAGGCUAUUUUUGUUCAUUCAAUUGUAAUGUUUUCUUACCUCUUUAAAUAUGUAAAUUGUAGGAAAGUGAACUAACUCCUGUUGCUGGUUCCUAUGACGAUCAUGAAGAGGGAGUGGGUGUAUGCAGGCGUCGUGGAUCGAUUUAUAGAAAAGGAAACCAAAGUCAGGAACGUGAUGAAUUUGAUUUUUUUUACAAUAAUACAUUCAGUGUCCAUCACGGCCUGCAGUCGGUUUCUUAUUUCUGGAUAUAUAACUUACCCCCGAGCAUCACCAAAAAAGAAUGUUGAGAGCGGCCUCCGCCUCUUGAAAUACCAACAAAUUCACUAGCCAACCAGGCUGCUAAAACAGCUUGCGACGCCCGAGAUCUUCAGACGGCAAAAAAUAAAAAAGCAAACAAAAGAAAUGAGGAUUUGAACCGUUUUGAUUCUUAAACGAGACGCAAAAACAAAACAUAGAAUAAUAAAUGCAUAGUUAUGUUUCCACCGCCACACCCUCACUCAACUCAACCUCCUUUAAACUAUAGGACCAGAGGCAAAACGCCAAGCGCGGGAUCGCGUACCUCCGAUCCAUCGUCCUUUCGUUUUUUUCUGUCCUUCAAGCCGUAGCUGUGGCUGCUCGCAUUUGUCCAGAAAAGCUAGAUUUUUUCUUUUUUUCUUUUUUUUUUUUUUUGUUUGGCUUGACGUGGAAACAUAUGAAAGAAUAUGGGUUUUCUGGUUUGGCAGGCUCAGCUGUUUUUUUGGAGGAUAUCCGAUGGGGAUGAAAAGGUCUUCUACAAGCUGCUCCGUAAGUUGUACAUGUAUGUACAAUGACAGGCGAACAGGCGAACAGGCGAACAGGCGAACAGGCGAACAUGCGAACAUGCGAGGAAUAAGAUGUAGCCGGGCGCUAUUAGCUAGGUAAUAGCUCACUGAUAUUUGACGAACAUUGACACGGGCCGCAAGGGUUCAAGCGUUUUCCACUCUACCCGAUUUCUCAAUAGUUAGCGACCCGGGUUGAGGUACGGUGAAAAGGAGGAUGGUAUGAUCCAAGGCUUCAUACAAACUGUGGGCGUUCAACGGGUUUUCCUCAGGGCAAAUUGUGCAGCCGACCACGGGGAUUCUGUGCCCAAAUGAACAAUUGAAGCAGGGCUCUAUUGUAAUUUUUUUCAAAAAACUAAGUGCUUCGAAGCGACUUGGAAGUUCGUCAAUGAACCCCCACCCCUGUCUUCAGGGGUUGAGCAUGCGACGAGCGGGAAAGGCGAUCUUAUUUGUUUGCUCUGCUCUGGUCCUUACAUGGCAGAAAAUAUCACCGGCAGGGAGAUAUUGUGAACAUAUUCCUUAAGCCAAUAAUAACCUAGUUGUGUUCCUUCAAUUGGGUCCAUUGAGAG
This is a messenger RNA of Blastomyces gilchristii SLH14081, 3828 nucleotides long. Its product is annotated as T-complex protein 1 subunit eta. Gene Ontology annotation, cellular component: chaperonin-containing T-complex. Lineage: Eukaryota; Fungi; Ascomycota; Eurotiomycetes; Onygenales; Ajellomycetaceae. Gene Ontology annotation, molecular function: ATP-dependent protein folding chaperone; ATP hydrolysis activity; ATP binding. The transcript has 7 exons. The record is from RefSeq and is a predicted model, not a curated record. Gene Ontology annotation, biological process: protein folding. The coding region runs from base 623 to 2311 and encodes 562 amino acids.